This is a messenger RNA of Bipolaris maydis ATCC 48331, 219 nucleotides long. NCBI's taxonomy places the organism in Eukaryota, Fungi, Ascomycota, Dothideomycetes, Pleosporales, Pleosporaceae. The record is from RefSeq and is a predicted model, not a curated record.
AUGAAGUUCUCCGCCAUUUUCAUGAUUGCUCUUGCUUCUAUCGCCGCGGCUUCGGAUCGCAAUGCCAUGCCUAAGUCCUGCGAUGAUUGCAAGAAAUUUUUCGACGCUUGCAUGAGGAGCUGUUACUUUGGUGGAAAUACCUGUCCUACCACUUGCGGUAUCGAUACUUGCCGCGCCAGCUCCGUUUGCAAAGAGCACUGCGACUACAAGAAAUGCUAA